Oncorhynchus masou masou (cherry salmon) is the source of this 1249-nucleotide messenger RNA. RefSeq names its product cornifelin homolog A-like. The coding region runs from base 112 to 501 and encodes 129 amino acids. The transcript has 4 exons. The record is from RefSeq and is a predicted model, not a curated record. NCBI's taxonomy places the organism in Eukaryota, Metazoa, Chordata, Actinopteri, Salmoniformes, Salmonidae.
GAAUAGCCUGCUGCACACAGUUGUUCACUCUGCUGCACACAGUUGUUCACUCUGCUGCAACCAGUGUCCACCCUUUCUCUACUCAGGCUGCAGUUGAAUACUAAGAAAGCUAUGGCUGUCCAGCAGCAGAUUACCACUGUAACCACCACCCAGAGCUCAGGGCAAUGGAGCACAGGACUGUUUGACUGCUGCUCUGACAUGGGCACAUGUUGCUGUGCCACUUGGUGCUUCCCCUGUUUUCAGUGUCAGACGGCCUCCCACUACGGCUGGUGUGCCUGUAUGCCCCUGCUGGACCCAUGUGCCUUUAUGGCUGUCUCCUGCUGCAUGCGCUCCUCCAUGAGAGAACGCUAUGGCAUCCAGGGUUCGACCUGCGUGGACGUCGGGUUGGUGUGUUGCUGCUAUGCUUGUGCCUGGUGCCAGAUGGCUCGUGAGGUUAAGACACGGACCACAUCAGGCAUCCAGCAGGUUCACAUGGUCACCCAACAGCUUCACGUGGCUUAGGACCCAGAAAAGAGAGUGGUAAACUAGAUGGCCAAGCAAGAAGUGCAAUUUCACCAGAAAUGUUGAGCAAGUGCUUUAACUUUUUGUUCCUUAUCUUGCGUGACGGUUAACAUGGGGGCGUACUCUUUGCAUUUUAUUGUUUGAAAAAGAACACACUUCCAUAAUUUUGCUAUCAUGGCUGAAUAGUGACGUCCAUGAAUGAGGGCCAUGCAUAUAAUACCACUCCAAUCUAUAGCAACCAUACUGUGUGUUGAAUGUACUGUAUACUUCAGAUGUGUCUUUAGGAGAGAAAUGCUAUACCAUCAUUAAUGUCUGAAUAACCAUUGAAUGUUCAUGUCAGGCUUAAAACAUUUUCAACAGCUUACCAUGUACUUGCCCUUCUUGUGCACUUGUCUUUUCUUCCUAGUCCUGAUAUGUGGUUGUCUUACCUAGCUACCUUAAUAUUAAUGCUCUGGAUAAGUGUGCCUGCCAAAUGACUAAAUGUGUAACCCGUGAUUCAAAUGCCAACCACCUUUCAGUUGAGUGUUCUUAUGUUUCAAUCCCUUUAAGAGUGUGCUCCUAAUCUCAGCUUGUUACCUGUAUAAAAUACACCUGGGAGCCAGAAAUCUUUCUGAUUGAGAGGGGGUCAAAUACUUGUUUCCCUCAUUAAAAUGCAAAUCAAUUUAAAACAUUUUUGACAUGCGUUUUUUGGAUUUCUUUGUCAUUAUUCUGUCUCUCACUGUUCAAAUAAACCUACCAUUUAAAGUUA